Molecule: messenger RNA, 2701 nt
Organism: Plodia interpunctella (Indianmeal moth)
Lineage: Eukaryota; Metazoa; Arthropoda; Insecta; Lepidoptera; Pyralidae
Exons: 17
Coding region: 136-2637 (833 amino acids)
Biological process (GO): signal transduction
Source: RefSeq, a predicted model, not a curated record
ACUCAUAUAAUAUAAUGUUGUUGAUUCAUGAUGGAAUGGUAUUUUAAAUAGACGUAUAAUCUAUAGUGCCAUUUUUUAAAUAUGCAUUGGUUAGAGUGUGAAUUUAGAAAAGUGUGUAAUUAGUAAACGUCCAAAAUGAAAAUGAAAAGAAAACAUUCGUUAGACGAAGGACUGGAGUCUCCGUGUUGUAAACGUCUUUCAAUCUUUGCGUGUAUCUGUGCAUCCAUAUCUCUGUUAGUCCACACUUAUAAUUUUGUCGACAGUGGAGAUUUCAAACAUAUUUUGGAUAAAGAAGCUAGGGAUAUGAUGAGGAAUGUACUAGACGAUAAGUUAGAAGAAAGAAUCGAGGCUUAUUUUACGGAACUAACUGGAACUACUUCGCAUAGACUGAAGAGAGAAGCUAUGUUGAAACAGUCGCAAAUACAAGAAGACAACACAGUAACACCACAUGUCGAGUUCUUCAACCCAAAGAUGCGGCCAGAACUGGAAGAGAAAGAUGCUGCGGAGAUGCGCAGGACAGGAGCCAAGGGUCCAGCGCCUGGAGGAGAUACGUGGGUUUGGCUGACCAGCUACUCCAGGGUUCCUUACAAAGUGGUUCAAGGUUUCUGUAAGGCCACCCAAGACUACUGCCCUCCUGGCGUGCAAGGGCCGAAGGGUCCAACGGGCAUGCCUGGUCCUAAAGGGGACAGAGGUGAACCUGGUGCGCCUGGAACUCCGGGUCAUGCUGGGGCGAGAGGCCCAGUUGGACCCCCUGGACCCAAAGGUGAACGGGGUUUUCCCGGCAAUUCCGGUUUGGACGGCAGAGAUGGGGUCCCAGGGGAGCCAGGUCUGGACGGGAUGUCGGGCAGGAACGGUGCUGACGGUGCUCCGGGCAGGGACGGGCGGGACGGGAUCCCGGGGAAGGAUGGUAGCCCGGGCAAGAAUGGCAAAGAUGGGAAGGACGGUUGGGCAGGAGCACCUGGGCCCCCAGGACUGAGGGGUCCAAAGGGAGAUAGGGGUCCGAUUGGACCCAAGGGUCAGCGAGGUAACGAUGGGAGAGACGGCGCGCCCGGCAGGCCAGGGCUCUCUAUAUACAACUACACUAAGGAGAAAGAGCUGUUUAUACCUCCCACUUUUGCUCAGGAUCACACCAGGGUUAUAGUCCGAGAAAGCGACACCCUCCGCAUCAGCUGCAACCCCACGGGGCGGCCGGAGCCAGCUGUGGAGUGGAGGCGAGCUGAUGGCACUGCUGUUAUUCAGGGCUCCUGGAGGGAUGCGUCAGUCAGCGGGCAUAUGCUGAACAUUCCCAACGUGUCCCGCUGGCACACCGGCAAGUAUGUCUGUUUGGCUAACAACGGCAUGCGGCCUCCGGCGAACCAGACCACCGACGUUGAAGUGCACUUCAGUCCCUACAUCAGGGUCCCGAACAACAUAGUCUACGUUCAAAAUAAGUCAGCAAAAUUCGAAUGUGAGAUCCAAGCGUGGCCUGAACCAGUUUUAGCAUGGGAAUGCGACGGUGCCACUCUCGAAGGUCACCGCUACCGGACUGAAGUGUCCACCACUGCUGAGCCAUGGCGUUGGAUCAUGAGAAUGGAGUUCCACGGAGUGAGGGAACACGACCUGAGGCGGUACAGCUGUGUGGCCAAGAACGAGCUGAAUAAUCAGACGGUGAAGGGAGAUAUCAAGCUGUCUUUCCUCGGGCCAAACAUGCCGAUGCCAGUACAGCAGCCGAUGGAGUUCGGCUCUCGGCCCCCCACUCUGACGUCCUACGAGGAACUCUGUCAGAUACAACGCUGCCCGUCCUGUCCAAGAUGUGACCGAGCUCAGCUGCUCAUCCUGAGCAUGAAUGCUACUACUGGUUACAAACCUAGAAGGAACACUAAUUGUCAACUCUACGCUAUCGGCAAGCCUGUCUACCAUCGGUACAAAGAUGAAUUGUUCGGAGCUUGGCUUCGAGACUCCAACGCUUCGGACACACAGAAGGAGAAACUGUGGACAACGCAAGAGAAUGAUGUGGAGCGACUGCGGGAAUACAGAAGCAAAGUCAGCUUCAAGGCAGACCACGUCGACGAAUUCCACAAGCUACAAAAGCCUUUCUUCGGUAAUGGUCACAUUGUCUACAGCGGCUCCUUCUUCUACCAGGCCAACGAGUCCGGCCAGCCGGGCGACAUCAUCCGGUAUGACCUGACACAGAGCCGGAUCAAGUCCGUACACCUGCCGCACGCGCACGGCAGGCUGUACACUGCUCAGCACAACCAGGUGGACUUCAGUGCUGACGAUAAUGGUCUCUGGGCAAUUUAUUCGAUGGAAAGUUCGAACAACACAGCCGUAGCCAAGUUAAGUUUCGACCCGAACAAAGAUGGAUUGAACAUCGAUUACAUCUGGAAUAUUUCACUUAACCAUAAACAGGUUGGCGAAAUGUUUAUCGUGUGUGGAGUGCUAUAUGCCCUGGACUCGGCCACGGAGAGGGAAAGCAAGGUGACAGUGGCUAUAGACCUGUACCUAAAGAAGCCAGUGGAAGUCUCGCUUCAGUUCACCAACCCGUUCAGAAAGACUACGCAGUUGGGAUAUGACCAUAUGCAUAAGGAACUGUACUCCUGGGACCGAGGCAACCAAUUGACGUAUCCAGUCCGCUACAACGAGCUCCCAGGGCCCUGAUAGUUUUUAUUCAAGAUCAGUAUUUUUGUAUUUUAAAAAAAAAGUAAUAAAUACAUCUCAUUAU